AAAGGCUUUUUCGGGGCGGGGCGAGUGGGGGGAGCUCUUAGCCAAGAGGGCCUGAACCAACCAAGGUGAGAGGUAAAGCGCGGAGCGGUGUGGGAUCGCAACUCUCGUGGAGAGAGGACGUUGGAGUUCAGUUAAGUUCCUUAUGUCCUCCCCUGAAAUUGCUUCCCUAUCAUGGGGGCAAAUGAAAGUACAAGGCUCUACUAAAACCUAUAAGGACUGCAAAGUGUGGCCAGGGGGAAGUCGGGCUUGGGACUGGAGAGAAACAGGAACUGAGCAUUCUCCUGGUGUGCAGCCUGCAGAUGUGGAGGAAGUUGUUAAGAAGGGUGUGCAGACUCUUGUGAUUGGCCGAGGGAUGAGUGAGGCCUUGAAGGUGCCUCCGUCAACUGUGGAGUACCUCGAGAAACAAGGCAUUGAUGUGCGGGUCCUCCAGACAGAGCAGGCAGUGAAGGAGUAUAAUGCCUUGGCUGCCCGAGGAAUCAGGGUGGGAGGGGUCUUCCAUUCCACGUGCUGAUGGAGCCUUAAGGAGAAUAAAUCACUAAGCCACAAUG
Molecule: messenger RNA, 548 nt
Organism: Herpailurus yagouaroundi (jaguarundi)
Lineage: Eukaryota; Metazoa; Chordata; Mammalia; Carnivora; Felidae
Gene: AAMDC
Product: adipogenesis associated Mth938 domain containing
Exons: 4
Coding region: 143-511 (122 amino acids)
Biological process (GO): positive regulation of fat cell differentiation
Cellular component (GO): cytoplasm
Source: RefSeq, a predicted model, not a curated record